CACUAUUCACCUGCUGACGCAGCCGUCGAUGCUGGUGCAGCCGAGGUUCGAGGACGUGUGGCAGGAUAUGUUAGCAUCAUACAGGAAGUUUCUCUUCGUCAGGCACCCGCUGCGCAGGGUAGUGUCAGCCUACAGAGACAAGCUCUAUGCUCCCAGUGACAUGGAAGACAUGGACAUCUCUGCCCACAUCAAGAAAACUUUAACGCAAAAAUUCGGGACGUCGUCAACACACACCAAGGAUGAUGUAGUGAGUUUUGCAGACUAUAUCAGACUCAUCACUCACCAGGAGGACGAUGAAGACAUAUCCUGGGACGGCCACUGGCGUCCUAUCCACCAGAUGUGUAAUCCUUGUGGCAUCGAUUACGACUUCAUUGGCAAAUUUGAAAAUCUCCAUGAAGACAUGAACCACGUCCUACAAUGGCUGGGUGUUGACAAGAUUGUUAGGGAGUUACCCGUACCCAUGAAGAACACUGGAGCGGACCACCUGGCUUCAUUUUAUCUGAAGAACCUCUCCUCCUCCCUCAGGAAGUCUUUCCUCGCUCAUUACUUCCUCGACUACCUCAGUUUUGAGUACGAGUUUAUCUAAGACCACUUCAACCAUGAAGAAAAAUAUAUUCUCAUCCCUCUGUUAGUCUCCCAGCUCAGGUUAACAGAUCUCAGUACUUAUAAACCAAUCUGUGAUAGAAUGUGACAAUGAAACAGCUAGCCUUUGUUCCCACGUGUAACUAUCAUAUGGAAUGUGACAGCAACACAGAGUGUACUAAACUAUAAUUAAUUAACACUAACGAUCAAUGCACUGAGGUGCCAGUCUGAAUAAAAGUUGAACUCGUUAGUAUUACAUACAUUAUUAGUUCUUAUUCAUGUUUGUCACCAGAGGAAAGUAUAUUGUGCAACCCUUAUCCCUUGUGAGAGCAAAGUAGCUAGUUUAUUGUGCAUCCCGUAUCGAUUAUGUGGACCGUAGUAGCUAGUUUUUUGUACACUCCAU
Messenger RNA from Cherax quadricarinatus, 985 nucleotides. The record is from RefSeq and is a predicted model, not a curated record. Lineage: Eukaryota; Metazoa; Arthropoda; Malacostraca; Decapoda; Parastacidae.